This is a messenger RNA of Owenia fusiformis, 1103 nucleotides long. The record is from the annotation of a GenBank genome assembly. Lineage: Eukaryota; Metazoa; Annelida; Polychaeta; Sabellida; Oweniidae.
GUACUAUUCUUUUUUGGUUUCUAGUCGUCGUGGCUUUCAUUGAAGCAAUCUCUACGUAUAGGGUGUAAUACUACAGUAACCGUUAAGCGUCUUAGGCCUACUCACAACACGCAAAUCAUGUGGAAGUUAAAUGUAGCGGUUGCAUCGAUAAUGCUUGUAUUAUUGGUAUAUAGUUUCAUCAUUAAUUCCAAAGGCUAUCAGCAUAUAAGAGAGACCAAUAUCAGGUUUAAGUUCUCCAAACAAAAGGAUACGUUAAGCCAUAUUGUGAACGAAGAUGGGGAACAAAUGAUAACGCCCUUAAAUGAAUUAGCCAUGCCGUUACUAACAUCAGGCGAUGCACGGAAAAGUCGCAAGCAGUCACUGUUAUUCAGUCAUUUUCCAAAAGCAGGUGGGUCGGAAAUAAGGCAUAUAUUAACUACAGUAGUUGGAGAGAGUAUAAAUGUUGACCAAAACAGGGGAAUGUACAAAAAUAACAGUACAAUUCUUGAAGAUAACUACUUUCUUCAAACAGAAUUUGUAUCACUGGAGCCAUAUCAAAAAUCAAAUUUUUUCGUCAUUGCGCAUGUACGUUCACCGUGUAAUUAUCUACUGUCAUUAUGGGCAUUCGGCUCGGACGGAAAAGGCGCGCUUUACCAUUCGACAAGGGAUAAAAGUGUGUAUGGGAAUACGCCCCCGUAUAAUAACAAAGAUGACCUAAAGAGAUUCACUAUGUGGCUUCAAGACAAUAAAAAGAUAUAUACAAAUAGACUUGUUCACAAGUAUUUCAACAAUAACAUAUGAAAAUCAGACCCAACUUUGAGCAAUGCGGACUGUUGGGUUCACACCGAAAUGUUAAUUUACGACUUGGUGAAUUGCUUGAAACGAUAUGAAAAACAAGGGGGAAUUGUAAAAUGGGAGAAAUUUCAUAAGAUAAAAGUGAAUGCGAAUCCUAGUACACAUUCCACAUGUGAUGACUACUUUGACGAUGGCAGAAAAGCAUUGGUGAUGAAUUCCAAUAAAGAUAUGGCAAAAUUAUUUGGAUACGAGACCUGUUGCACGGAAAACAAUAAAACGUUACCAGCAGAAUUUAAAAAGUUCUGGAUCAAUUAAGCUACAUUCGAUAG